UUGUACGAGUGUGUGCAUCAUGGUGCUGUGAUGUGUGGACUUUGUGAAGAUCCGACUGUCAUACAGCGGUGCAUAUCUCUGUGCGUGGAGCAGUGUGCACGAGCAGCUAUAGCAGUCUCACCGUGAGCCACCGACAAUGACGCGCCGGAGCGCAUUUACGCAAACAGGAUGUCCACAGUUUGCUCCUAAUUACAUCAACCAAUAUUUCUAAAAGCAAACGCAACUAUGUUUUAGUGAUUCCUGUUGUCAUAUUGUGGAUAAAAACAAAGGCCCGUGCUGUGGGAGUGGAUUGAGGGAACAGCCACGUUCUUCAGAGAAGCAGCGAUGGAGGAGCAGCAGGACCCGAGCAGCUCGGACAGCAGUGAGGGAGAGAGCGUCUCCCCGGAUCCCAGCCUGCCUUCGCCGCCCAUGUUACCUCUGCAGGUGGCUCAGCAGGCCCACAGAACCACCAACUUUUUCAUCGACAACAUUUUGCGGCCGGACUUCGGCUGCAGGAAGGAGCACGGCCUGGGCCCGCGGGAGAGGGCGCAGAGCUCCGGCCGGGAGCGCGUCCACCCGGCGGUCAGCAGGCCGAGCCUACCCGGGACGCCGUGCCAGGACUCCAACUGUAGCAGUGACAGCACCUCGUCAUCCGGCUCCUCCACCUCUUUGGCGAGUCCCAAAAAGAGUAACGGCGGCAUCAGCGGAGGAACCGCAACCUCCUCCACCGGGAGCAGCGGCCUGAAAGCCGAGGAGAGAACUGGCGGUGAGACCGGGGGGGACACGUCCUCUUCGGUAGUGGUGCUGAGCGGUUCUGGGGGGUCCACACCGGAGACCCAGCCACUGCUGUGGCCGGCCUGGGUCUACUGCACCCGGUACUCGGACAGGCCCUCAUCUG
Molecule: messenger RNA, 877 nt
Organism: Notothenia coriiceps (black rockcod)
Lineage: Eukaryota; Metazoa; Chordata; Actinopteri; Perciformes; Nototheniidae
Product: homeobox protein engrailed-1-like
Exons: 1
Biological process (GO): neuron differentiation; regulation of transcription by RNA polymerase II
Cellular component (GO): nucleus
Molecular function (GO): RNA polymerase II cis-regulatory region sequence-specific DNA binding; DNA-binding transcription factor activity, RNA polymerase II-specific
Source: RefSeq, a predicted model, not a curated record